Molecule: messenger RNA, 1227 nt
Organism: Coniophora puteana RWD-64-598 SS2
Lineage: Eukaryota; Fungi; Basidiomycota; Agaricomycetes; Boletales; Coniophoraceae
Exons: 7
Coding region: 1-1227 (408 amino acids)
Molecular function (GO): electron transfer activity
Source: RefSeq, a predicted model, not a curated record
AUGUUGUUUACCUUGUUCGUCAGUUUGGCAGCCUUCACUGGAGCCGUGCGGGCGGCCCCUGUCAUGCCUUCAAUGAACAGCUGGACUAGUCCUUCAGUGUCUUCGCCUUCUUGGUCUUCUUCUUCUGCCCCUGCCAUGAUGACUGGCGGCUCGUGGGACGGCUCGUCUGGAUCGUCGGCCUCUUCUGAGGGAUCUUGGGAUGCCAGCUCUUCUGUAAAUUCGUGGGGUUCUUCAACAGAUACUUGGACUUCUGCUGCACCUACCUAUGUCGCAUCAUCUACUUCUUCUGCUGCGGCAACUUAUUCGACUCCGUCCUAUGGCUCUGGAAGCUGGAACUGGGGCAACGAGUCUCCUUAUGACAGCUGUGUACAAAGUUGUUUGGCAUCUUACGGCACCCCCACCGCGACAUAUAUGCCGCCCAGCUCGACGAUGACUGGCACAGCAAGUUCCGGCAGCACUGGUACGGGCACUACACAUACUAUUAUUGUGGCUCCUACGCAAGGCGUUUUACGCUAUGUUCCAUUUGCCGUGAACGCCUCUGCUGGUGACAUGGUCGAGUUCGUUUGGAAUGCCAACGAGCACACCGUCACAAAAUCGUCGCAGUUAACGAUCUGUAAUGAGACCACCAGCGAACCAUUCAACUCUGGAGAACAAAACCAGACUUCUACUUUCACCCAGAUGGUCAACAGUACCGAUUCAAUCUUCUUCUAUUGCGCCACACCAGGUCACUGUGAGAAGGGGAUGUUUGGCAUUCUCAACCCGCCUAAUGCAGACACGUCAAGUAACAUGACUGUGGCCAGCAUGAUGCCCUCUAUGGUUGCCAACAAUUCUGUGAUGUCCGCGAUGUGGUCGUAUACACAAAUGAUGACUGCGAACAACUCACUCGCAGCUGCAUGGGGAAGCACCAUGGAUUUGUCUAACAUGCCGGACUGGUCAUGGCAAUAUGUCAUGGAGAAUGUGAUGUAUACUCGCACCUUCCUGGCCGCUAAUCCGUCUGUCAUGAGCCCCGAUGGCACUGUCAAUCUUAGCAAUGCAAGCAUGCCUUUCGCCAUCCCAAUGGAUGUCACUGCUACGAUGAUGUCUAACGGAACAAUGUCCUCUGGCUCGGGUACCGCGGCAGCGUCAUCGUCGACUAUGUUCCCCACUUCUAAUGGGGCGCGUGGAUUUACGGCCUCCAACAGCCUGGUUGCGCUCGCAACGAUAGCUGCCAUCUUCUUCAUUAUUUGA